Messenger RNA from Orbicella faveolata, 2151 nucleotides. Its product is annotated as cilia- and flagella- associated protein 210-like. Lineage: Eukaryota; Metazoa; Cnidaria; Anthozoa; Scleractinia; Merulinidae. The record is from RefSeq and is a predicted model, not a curated record. Gene Ontology annotation, cellular component: axonemal microtubule.
GCAAACUUCUGACCACUGCAAGAAGCAACUCCAACCAAGAUGGCGUCAAGAAUCAUGCAUGGUCGGCGAGAAGGCCAAACAAGAGAAAUGGGUGGAACAAAUAUAAGUGUCAUUCCUGAAGGAGUUGAUCCGCGAGAGGUAACAGUUCUCCAGCCAGAAGCAUGGAGGCGAAUACAAAAUAGUCUUUCACAUUAUAACGAAGAGCAAAUGCGAUUGCAAGCGAAGAGACAGGAAAGGGAAGAACUCCAUGCUCUGUCGAAGGAGUCGGUAAAACAUUGGGAAAAUACGAUCGAGGGACAAAGACUAAAGAAGCUGCAAGCUCGGAAACUCAGAGAAGAGAAGGAGGAGGAGGAAAGAGUUAAGAUUGACAUAGAAGAAGCUAAACACCAGGCACAGAAAAGAAAGGAGGCCAUUGAGAGAGCGAAGACCCUUCAGUACUACCAGACUGAUAGAGUGAAGACAUUCCAUGGUGCACUGCUGCUAACAGAGGUUCUUAAGGAGAGAGAUGCCCAGAUUGAAAUGAAGAAUGGCAAGCUUGAUGCUGAGAAGAUCAGAGAGGCACAUCUUCUGCGACUACAACAAAGGCAACGUGAAGAGGCUAUCAUGGAGGACCAAAAGAGGGCAUUGAGAAGAUACAAUGAGAGGAAAGCAGUGGCAGAUUUCCAAAACCUCCAAAUUCUUGAUCACAUUGAAGAGUCUAAAAAAGCAAAGCAACUUGACACUGAAGAAGGAGAAAACAUUAAACAACAAGUGGAUAUGUACAUGGCGGCUAAACAAGCCAUUGAGGAACAACGACGGAAGGAUAAAAAGGAGAUCAUGGAAGAACAUCAGAGGCAGUUAGCUGAUAGAGAAGCCAGACAUCAAAUAGAACAGAAGAAAAUUGAAGAGGAAGAGGAAGAAAUUCGACAGUUUGGUCAGGCUAAAAAGAAAAUGGCGAAGAUGCGUAAAGAGAAAGAAACAGAACUGUUUAGAGCGUUCCAAGAUCACACUGAACGAAUGCGAAAGAAGCUCGCUAAUCAGAAACAACAGCAAGUCGAUGAUGAAGAUGACAGAAUAGCAAAGGCUGUAGCAGAAAGGGAAAGCAAACGCGAGGCGGAAGAGAGACAAAAAUACGAGUCCGACAUGAAGACGAAAAAGGAAAUUCAUGAUCACAGGAUCUACAUGAUGAAAGAGAAUGAACGGCAAGCCAUGGAGGAAGCCAAGAAGGAUCGUGAAAUACUUCGAAACAGAGUGGAAUCUGAUAAACUGUAUCACUUGAAACAAGAAGAGAAGCGCGUUGAACAACUUGGCGAAUGCAAGAAGUUGAAAGAGUUCCAAACGCAGCAAAUCGGAGAACUGAAAGACCGAGCGCAACAAGCCAGAGCGGCAGAAUUAGACUUGGAUAACCGCAACGGGGCCCUACUCAAGGAGGAAGAGGUGCAAUUCCAAGAAUACGCCAGCAAGGUCAUUGCUGAGGCCAAGGCGCACGACCGUAAUCCAUACCCACUUAUCAAAGCUGCCCGAGAAGGACCCGGAGGGGGCCGAGGGCCCAAAUUUGAUGGCAAAAAGGGGCUUCGACCAAGUUACCUUGUAUGUGAUGGAACCGGCGUGCAAUUGCCCAAUUACUCCGAUGAGACAGUACAGGGUUCACAUACUAAAAUUUACGGCAAUCCGGGCCACAGCAGAAAGCGACUGGGUUUCACCUGGUGAAUUUUAUCAACAACUCUGAUGAAUUCGAACUUGUAAAUAGACUUUCAUUCAUAAAAAUAGUUUCUUGCAGGUAGUUUUUGUAAAGAACUGCAUUCAACUUCAUCGACGUUGUAAAACCUUGUCUGUUCUACUUGCGCACGUAAAAAGUGAAUUAUAUGAUCACUGAUGUAUUGGUUGUAAAUAAAACGAGUUCAAAAGAAUUGCUCUUCCAUUGGUCGGAUUUUGUUCCAUCACGAAAUGGCCACAUUAAAUGAGUUGACGGUACUUUUCAAGUGGUUGGUUAAACACAGUAGUAGCAGAGGCUUUAAGAGCGAUUCUCGAGGUAACGCAACCUGGAGUAAUUCCACUUUUGGAAAUGCGUGAAACAAACUCCUGACAUAACAACAAGGUGGCUACCAACUUUUCCCUACUUGAGUUCUGGACGUAAAUAAUUAUUGAAUGACUUGAUAACCCAGAUAGCCG